AUGUGCGGACGGCUGGACUGCGGCCUGCACGGUGACGGUAUGCAUAGAGGCAGCCAACUCGACGCAGACGUGGUGCUGUCCCAAGAGCUACGACGCUGGACGAGCGUUGGUGAAGCGAUACUAUCUACUGAUGGCAACGUGCGCGUCUGUGCGAGUGCGAUCGCCUGGAAGGAGGUCAUAUGGGUUAAUUCGGAGGCGAAUCUUUCAUUAUGGUCUCCCGGUCCCCUUGAUGCGUUGGCAACGUCGUUCCACACGACGCUGCCAUCGCUGACUGCGCUCCGUCCUGUAUUCCCUCUCUCAGGCGAGACAAUCCCUCCCGCUACCAUUACCAGGGCACAUCUGGCUGGGGCAAUUGCCGGAGGAGUGGCCGGGUUUCUCCUGCUCAUCGCUGUCGCUGUCUCUAUGCGGCAGCAGGCACUUGUUAGACGGGAAAGGCAAACUUGCGAGUUCACGUAUGAAAGGGCAUUAGCACCAGGCGAGAGCCAUGCCAUGAGCGGGGAGAGAGGAUUAGUGUUGGAUUUGACGGGAAAGCUGAGCCACAUGCGAGCGAGGUGCCCGAGCUGCCAGAACGAUCGGAAAGACAGCAUGAACUUCAUGCUUACUCCAGACCGCAUACCAUAA
Molecule: messenger RNA, 621 nt
Organism: Neoarthrinium moseri
Lineage: Eukaryota; Fungi; Ascomycota; Sordariomycetes; Amphisphaeriales; Apiosporaceae
Exons: 1
Coding region: 1-621 (206 amino acids)
Source: RefSeq, a predicted model, not a curated record